Messenger RNA from Stereum hirsutum FP-91666 SS1, 1428 nucleotides. RefSeq lists its product as uncharacterized. The transcript has 4 exons. The coding region runs from base 1 to 1428 and encodes 475 amino acids. NCBI's taxonomy places the organism in Eukaryota, Fungi, Basidiomycota, Agaricomycetes, Russulales, Stereaceae. The record is from RefSeq and is a predicted model, not a curated record.
AUGCACGGGUACAGGGGUGGCGUCUACGCUCAGAUCGAGAACCAUAUGUACCCAGACAUAGACCAGGGGUACUCUUCAUCGACCGUCCUCAAAACGGGCCAAACAGAGCGGGAAAUAGUCUUCAAAGAUAUGGGCGUUUGGGUUGCCGCAAUGACCUUCGAUCCGAUGCAGGACGUGCUCGCACUUAUCGAGCGUCACGGGACGGAUGUAUAUGGGAAGGGACUGAUAACAUCAGAGAAUCACAAGCUUCUGGUUCAUCUACGGUCGCUCACAACGAAUCGAGCACACGCCCUUGCCUCGAAACCCAUUUUGCACUGUUUUUACACAAGCACAUCGCGAAGCCUCGGUCACCCCGCCGUCAAGAAGUUCGAAAUCUUCGAUGAUAUGCUCGCCGUGAUUUUGGGCCACGAGUCCGCCUAUGUUCGCAUUUGGAACUGGAAAAGCGGGCAAGUCGUCUUUGAUCUGAGUCGCUCUGAGGAUCUUUGGCCUCAUAGAGGUAUACCUAGCCUUUGUCAUCACUUUGGCUUUAUCUCCUCCCGAGUCAUCGCUUCGAUUGCCCUCGACAGAGAAAACGGCAACGAAGAACAAUUGUGCUUCGAGGUCUUUCUGGUCUCCGACCCCGUCUCAGCUCCAACGGGAGAAACAUUUGGCUCAUCUAACAACGUAAUCCAUGCAUGCUCCCUGUUUUUUCCACCAUUGUCCAAAGAGCUCUACGACAUCGACAUAGGCUCCUCUUUCUGUUCUCUGAACACACCAACCGGUCUCUUAUUUGCUACUCUGCCCUAUCUUGAUCCCCGUAAUGAUCGUCGCGAUAACAUGGGCAAGAACGUGUAUGCCGAAGAGGACGGCUACGAGGACGGCUAUGGCAUUAAUAAAGGUUACCGUAUCAUCACCAGUAGCAUCAGUGUGCUGGGACAUGCUGCCCGGCACGCGAAAGAGGGUUUCCGAUCGCUUUCGUGGCGGGAAUGGGGACCGGAGUCGUCCAAGAUCUUCAUAGAGAAUUUGGACGUGGAUGAUAAAAUUCAUAAUUCGGCCAUCCAGUUCGCUAUGGGCAAAAGACUCCUUUUCAAUUAUGCUUACACCUCACCCCGAAUGAAAGGCGUAGGUCAUGGCGCCUUGAUCGAGUUCGGUUAUCAUAUCCUGCGGGACGAGCACUUUCCCCGCUCAGAGGAUUCCCGUCAUGACGGGACGGAUACUCGAGUUCCGAUCAUGGUUAGGGAAAGGUCGCAGUCGGAAGUCCUGCUGGCCGGGAAGAACAGUCCUUUCUCUAUCGACGUGGAGUGCCGACUUCCGUGGCGGAGCAUCUCGCUCUUUGCCCAUCUUCCUGGUUGUACUACGUAUUCGGAAUACAGGCUUGACGUGGACCGGAUAGUCGCCAUAGAGGGUGUGGAUCGACAGGGAAUCAAACUGCGCGAGUUUAUCUUCUAG